Aspergillus welwitschiae is the source of this 912-nucleotide messenger RNA. Its product is annotated as putative glutamine-serine rich protein MS8. Lineage: Eukaryota; Fungi; Ascomycota; Eurotiomycetes; Eurotiales; Aspergillaceae. The record is from RefSeq and is a predicted model, not a curated record. The transcript has 3 exons. Bases 105 to 752 code for a protein of 215 amino acids.
AUCGUCAUUUUAUGUGCCUCCAUAGAUCAUAUUGUACUACGUGCUGCAUCUCUUCUAAGUCCUUUGGGUGACAACAUCGAUAUUCACAUUGUCUACUAUCCAUCAUGUCGGAUCCAUACCACCAAUAUUACUACAAUAACCAGAACGAUCAUCCCCAGUAUGACUACUAUGGUCAUGGUCAGCAAGCUGCUGGAUACAGAUACGGAGAUCCCCCUGGCGGUUAUUCCUCACCACAAUACCAGCAAGAACAGCCUUCGCAGUAUGCACACAACCCGACUCCUCCUACCAACAAUCAGUAUGCGAACCCAUUCCCCGGCAGCUAUCCUGCACAAAAUCAGCCAAGCUAUGCACCUCCCUGCGACGCAAGGCAACCAGGUGGAGAAUAUUGGCAUGAGCAGAACUCGCCUUAUCCACCACAGCCUUCGCAUCAGCAAGGCCAGAAUGCGUCCUACUAUCAAACGCAGUCAGAGCCUGUUCCUCCGACAAACCCAUCCGAGGGUGAAAAGGGUUUUGUCUCGAAUGCAGCAGGCGCGGUAGGUGGAGGCGCUUUAGGUCACAAACUGGGAGGUGGGAUGCUCGGUGUCGCAGGAGGUGCAUUGGCAGGAGCUGCAGGCAUGAGUAUCGCAAGUAAACUACGUAAGAAGCAUAAGAAGAAGCACCAUGGCAAGGGUUCUGGUCGUCGGUCAGCGUCAAGUUCGAGCUCCAGUUCCAGCUCAAGCUCGAGUUCAAGUUCCUCUAGCGAUAGUGAUUAGUUGAGUGCGGGCCGUGUCUUUAUGCUUUUCCUUUAUGUUCUGUUUGUGUUGAAUACUCCCUUGGUUAUUCGUUAUUACUGGUAGGGAACAUGUUCCUGUAUUCGUAAAUCAGAUUGUCAGUCGACGAGUCAGUGCGUAAUGGGAAGAUAUCUUGUUUGGC